AUGUCACGAUUAGAUGGCAAAGAAUUCAGAAAAUCAUUCAAGUUGGAGAUAAAGUUAUCGGUAUUGCUGUUCGGAGACCUGUUUACUGCAAUCACCUGUUCGCACGUUUUGAGAACCCCUAGUUCAGGAGUUAUAAUUGAGUGCAAUUUUCGGCUGCUAGAGGAACUGGAACAGGGUCAGAGAGGGGGCGGAGAUGGAACUAUCAGCUGGGGUCUCGAAAAUGAUGACGAUAUGACCCUCACACAUUGGACCGGCAUGAUUAUCGGCUCACCUAGGACACCGUACGAGAAUCGAAUGUAUAGUUUAAAAGUAGUAUGCGGUCAAAAAUAUCCGGAUGAUGCGCCGACUGCACGCUUCAUCUCUAGAAUCAUUAUGACCUGCAUAGGUUCUACUAGUUCUAGCUUGGUCGACAACCGUGCCGUUCCAAUACUGGCAAGAUGGCAGCGCGAGUAUACCAUCAAAUCGGUGCUGCAAGAGUUGCGUCGUCUGAUUACGCUCAAGGACAACUUGAAGUUAAUACAACCGCCAGAGGGCAGCAGCUUCUAA
Nilaparvata lugens (brown planthopper) is the source of this 546-nucleotide messenger RNA. Its product is annotated as ubiquitin-conjugating enzyme E2 variant 2-like. The transcript is spliced from 3 exons. NCBI's taxonomy places the organism in Eukaryota, Metazoa, Arthropoda, Insecta, Hemiptera, Delphacidae. Gene Ontology annotation, biological process: DNA damage tolerance; protein K63-linked ubiquitination. Gene Ontology annotation, cellular component: nucleus. Bases 1 to 546 code for a protein of 181 amino acids. The record is from RefSeq and is a predicted model, not a curated record.